This is a messenger RNA of Ramularia collo-cygni, 1866 nucleotides long. RefSeq lists its product as uncharacterized. Lineage: Eukaryota; Fungi; Ascomycota; Dothideomycetes; Mycosphaerellales; Mycosphaerellaceae. The record is from RefSeq and is a predicted model, not a curated record. The transcript has a single exon. The coding region runs from base 1 to 1866 and encodes 621 amino acids.
AUGUCGGAUCUUGGUGGUCGCGCGAGCAAUGGCGGCGUCCGGACUACCGGUCCCGUACCUGUUCCAGGCGGGAGCACACCCGCCGGUAUCCGCACGCCACGAGACAUCAUGCGCGAUCGCGUUACGCGUGAAGCUCGGCGGCAGGAAGAAGACCAGAAACGUGCGGACGAGAAGAGGAGAAGUGAGGAGCGGAGGAAAAGUGCGGAGCGGAGGGCGGCGACAAUACCCACGGUACCUGGAGCUGUACCUCGAUUCAGUAACACCUCAUCACAGUACAGUCCUGAUGUCUCGGCGCAGACCGGUGGAUUCGAUGGAUCUUCGGAUCGUUACUCCCGCGUAGCUGGGGAAGUCGCUGGAACCAACGUGCUGGGUGAACCGACGGGUCGGUCUUCAGUAGACCAAGUUCAUCGCCGAGGAGCAAGCAUGUCACAAGUCGAUCAACCGCGUCCCGCAACGGCAGGCGCAACUCGCCGAACGCAGCAACACACUGCCCCCGCACCCGUCCAACCAUCUCCUCUCAAACAGACCUCGGCGACCCUUCCACAGGAAAGCAACUCCCAGCGCAACACAACUUCCUCCUUCCCUCACGCCUUUGAGCGAUGGGAAACUCUCUCAUCACAUUGGGAAGGUCUCACCUCGUACUGGCUUCAUAAACUGGAGUCGAACACGGAGGAGAUUCGCGAGACGGUUCCCAAUGCCUCAACCUUGAAUCGACAGAUUACGGAUCUGUCGGCUGCUGGUGCCAAUCUCUUCCACGCCGUUGUAGAGUUGCAGAGACUGCGAGCGAGCAGUGAGCGGAAGUUUCAGAGAUGGUUCUUCGAGACAAGAGCAGAUAACGAGCGAAGCCGAGAAGUGCAGGCAGGGUUGGAGAGGAGUUUGGCUGAGGAGCGGAAAAUCCGAGAAGAAGUUUCCGCUGUCCAUGUAGUGAAUAGUGAGGAGGUGGAGGCUGCUAGGAGAGAAGUAGCCGAGAUGAGGAGGGAGCUUGCGAUCAGCAAAGACGAAGCGCGACGAGCAUGGGAGGAGCUAGGUAGGAGAAACCAGGAAUCUCUCGAUCUCAGUCAAAGUCUGAAAGAGGGACGAGUGACGAUCRUGGGAGGGGUGCAGGUGGUUCCGUGGUUUGGACAGGGCGGAACGAGUGUUAGUCAAGGUGGUGCCGCGAGGAGUGCAUUUGUACAGAGUGACAGGGAUGGUGAUGAUGGACAAUACUACCACCAGGACCUCACCACAGCGCAACACGCUUCGGCUGCCAGUCCUACCAACACGGACCCCUUCACCGAAGGCGCAAGAGGCGGUCAGGUUUCAUCUGGAAGAGACUAUCUUCCGACAGCGGCCCCCAGCGCGAACCAAUUCGCCGCUAUGGCUAACACCUCUGCUCAGCAACAGCCGAUGACGACUGCUGCCGUUCAUCGCGCCGCUACAACUACAGCGGGAUCUGCUUCCGGUUCGAGUGGAAGCGGAAAGGGCUUCUAUCAACAAGGGAAUGCUCCUCAGGUCGCGGCCCGACAGGAGCCUCGUGUCCGAACGGAAGAGGUCCGUUCUGAAGCCAGCUACGUGACUAGCGAGGGUGAUACGGAAUACGCCAUCGACCCGAGCGGCAACAUCCGUCGAGACGAGCACGGAGAGCCGGUAGUCUUCAACUCUCGUAGAGCGGACGGUAAUGUCAGCGACGAGGAAGAAGACUUUGAUGGUGAGGGCAGAGUCCCAGCACCGGAUGCUCCUGAAGGCAAUAGAGAAGGACCGGAUUAUGAAGGUCAGGGAUUCGAGGGGUAUCAGCAGUAUGUUCCUCGACAUCAUCAUCCAACAAGACUGAGUGAUGUGUUGGAGGAAGAAGAGGAGAGAAGUUCGAGGCGGACAGGGGACGUUUGA